Synchiropus splendidus (mandarinfish) is the source of this 7669-nucleotide messenger RNA. RefSeq lists its product as uncharacterized. The record is from RefSeq and is a predicted model, not a curated record. The transcript is spliced from 7 exons. NCBI's taxonomy places the organism in Eukaryota, Metazoa, Chordata, Actinopteri, Syngnathiformes, Callionymidae. Gene Ontology annotation, biological process: toll-like receptor signaling pathway; immune response; inflammatory response. Gene Ontology annotation, cellular component: membrane. The coding region runs from base 604 to 6387 and encodes 1927 amino acids. Gene Ontology annotation, molecular function: protein binding; transmembrane signaling receptor activity.
GAAGGUUGGGUCGGACCGGCGGCCGGUGAUGUUCCCCCUGUGUGCGCGUAGGUUCCACCGUUUCGUGAGGUCGAUUGAACACUGUAAAAUUGCCCCUGCGAUGGACUGCCGACCUGUCCAGGGUGUAUUCCUGCCUCUCGCCCACGCUCUGGGAUUAAACGCACUUUGUUAACUAACCUUUUGUAAAUUCUAAUAUACUGUUUUGUUCAUUUUUUGCAGAACAAUUAGACAUCAAAGGGAACAAAACCACCAAAAGAUUACUUGACUUGUCAUAUAUAGACUCACAAUGAAUCCAGGACCAACAGGACCAAGGACUAGUGUAGAUCACUUUGUUCUUGAUCUAUUCUCACAUACUGUUAUAUUUGGCCAAUAGUAUUGUCUGCAACACUACCUCAAAGACAGAGAACAACUCAGGAAACUUGCUACAUGCCUUUUCUCACUUCAGGUCAGAAACACACUGGUCAGACGCCACAACUCACAACGUUUCACAUGCUGAGCUUCUACUCAUGAUUAAAGACGAUAUGAAUCAAGACUGAGAAACUAACAAUCAUCAAACAUCAAAGGACGUGAAACCACAGACAGAUUUCUCGACUUGGGCUCAAAAUGAAUCCAGGACCAACAGGACCAAGGACUUCAGCAAUGUGCAGUCUGAGUUUCCUUCUGCUUCUAUUCAACAAUGCAGUUUGUCCCGUCGCUGGAUUCUCCCUGCGAAACUGCCAUAUUAGUAACAGAGGUAGCGACAAUGUUGCAAUUUGUAAAGGCCUAGAAUUGACGGAGGCACCUCGAGACAUUCCCCCCACCAUAACAGGUUAUGACUUGUCGUUGAACAAACUGUCGAAGAUAGAAGUAGUCCAUUUUAAAAACCUAACUGCUCUGAGAGAGUUGGACAUGUACCACAAUAAUAUUUCACAGAUAGAAAAAGGCUCUUUCACUGACUUGACCUCCCUGGAAAAGUUAAAUCUGAACAAUAACAAGCUCAGACAGCUGGCAGACAUAUUUGAGGGGCUACACAACCUUAAAGAGCUGCGACUCACAAGUAACAGCAUCACGACUGUUUCAGCUACUGCAUUCAAGCCACUGAAGAACUUGGCAUUUUUGGACUUGUCUUUUAACCAACUACAAAACGUUGACAAACUCCAGCUGAUCGUGCAGCACCUGCCAUAUUUACAGAAUCUGGUGAUGAAGAAGAAUAACCUCGCCGUUUUCACCACGGAGAAGCUGACAAACAAGUCUGUAAAUUUCCAGUACCUUGAUUUGUCUCAAAAUCCUUUGCAAGUCUUCAGAAUCACAGCAGAUGUGUUUCCAAAUCUGACCUGGUUGAAUCUUGGAGGGCCGCAAAAGAAGCACAGGAUGGCUUGGGAGGUGCGGAACCAGACGUUUCUUCGUCACGUGACCACCCUCGACAUCGGUGGACUGCGAAUGACUGUCAGCGAUAUGGAAGAGUUGCGCGAGAGCUUCGAGACUUCACUUGUUACUAUCCGGUUGAACGCAAUGCCAGGUGACCUGCAAGCCUUCAUCAAUAUCUCCUGCUCCAUCCCAACCUUGACUGGACUGCAAAUUCAACAGAACCAACUGACCUCCAUCUCGCCUCAUCAGUUCCAAUCUUGUACGAACAUCACAGAGUUAGAUAUCGCAGAAAACAAAAUUCAGAACAUUGACGAAAACGCCUUCGGGUCCAUCCAGAGGAGUCUCAGCAUAUUGACUCUGAGUCAGAACAAGAUACCCUCUGUUCCAGCAGCUGUGCGGAAGCUACCAAACCUUUCAAAAUUGGAUCUAAGCCAUAACAUUAUCAGUUCACUUCAAUGCCAUGACUUUGCUAAUCUGACAAAGCUCAGAAUUCUGAGCCUCCAUCAUAAUUUGAUCACUAAUUUACCACCCUGUGCCUUUAGUGGCUUAGACUCAUUGCAUGUCUUGGAGCUGGAGUCGAACAAAAUCGCAGAACUGAAUGGAGCGUUCAGAAAACCUUUCCCAAGUUUAAGGAUGCUGUUUUUGUAUUCAAAUAGCCUGACCAGCAUUAAACCCAACGAAUUUGAGGGUUUGAUUUCACUGCAAAACUUAUCAUUGCACCAUAAUCAGAUCAAGGACAUAAAGAAUGGCUCUUUCUAUGGACUCACCAAUCUCAAGGUUCUUCUGCUCCAGAGUAAUGCCAUUGAACAGGAGCAACUAAACAGUGGCGCCUUCAACGAUCUGAUCAAUUUAAGAAGAUUGGAUAUGAGAGAAAAUCGCAUUAAAUACAUGAACGACUCGGCAAUACCCCACCCUCCAUUUUCAAGGCUGUCGCUCCUGGAGACCCUGGCAAUCCCAGUGCAAAAAGGGCACACGAAAGGAAGCCUGCCACGUAACUUUCUGGAAGGGCUGCCAAAUCUGUUGUUCUUCAGCACAAGAAUCAGUCAAAUACAUUCUCUCCAUGAUGACAUGUUUCGCUACACACCAAGGUUGGAAAAGCUUGACAUCUGUUCCAACGAGCUCUUCGACAUCUCACCGAAACUUUUCUCCCCCAUCAGCAACCUAAAAAGUCUCUAUGUUUCUCGAACAAGUCUUCGCUUGCUCAACUUUAUCACAGAAGCCAACCUCACCAACCUUGUGUUUCUUCAAGGGAGAAGUAAUGAUUACUCAGUCAUUCCUAAAGAAGUGAUCGAGUCUCUGCCAUCACUCGAGUACAUGGAUUUACAAGGCAACAGCUUCACAUGUGACUGCGACAACGCAUGGUUCCUCCAAUGGGUGAAAAACAACACUCAAACGCAAGUCCCUAAUGCGUAUGAAUUUGAGUGCAAAGACCCACCAAACCUAACGGGCAUGAAACUGCUGGACCUGGAUGUUCAGUCUUGCACAGUGGACAUUGAAUUUAUCCUCUAUGUGGCCAGUACCUCCUUCAUCCUCUUGUUCCUGAUGGUAUCCUUCACCUACAAUUUCCUGAGAUGGCAACUGUCCUAUGCCUACCACAUCUUCUUGGCCUUCCUUUAUGACAAAAAGAACAAACACAGAAAGGCUUCAGAGGAGUACGACGCCUUCAUUUCCUACAACGUCCACGAUGAGGAGUGGGUUAUAAGGGAGGUGCUUCCAAAGUUGGAGGGAGAACAAGGAUGGAAACUGUGUCUGCAUCAUCGAGACUUUCAGCCAGGGAAACCGAUCAUUGACAACAUCACAGAAGCCAUCUACGCCAGCAGGAAGACAAUCUGUGUGAUCAGUCAGAGGUAUCUGGAGAGCGAGUGGUGCUCCAAAGAGCUGCAGGUCGCCAGCUACCGCCUGUUUGACGAGAGCAAGGACGUGUUGAUUCUGGUGUUCCUUGAGGAGAUCCCUGCCGCUCAGCUGUCUCCCUACUACCGCAUGAGGAAGCUGCUGAAGAAAAGGACUUACCUGAGCUGGCCUUACGCCGGAGAAGGUGCCGCACUCUUCUGGGAGAAACUUCGUCAGGCACUCUCCAGGCCCACAGAUGACCUCUUAGAGGAGCGGCUGCGCCUCACUGAGAGGGAAAGGGUGAGACAGAUUUCUCGACUUGGGCUCAAAAUGAAUCCAGGACCAACAGGACCAAGGACUUCAGCAAUGUGCAGUCUGAGUUUCCUUCUGCUUCUAUUCAACAAUGCAGUUUGUCCCGUCGCUGGAUUCUCCCUGAAAAACUGCCGUAUUAGUAACAGAGGUAGCGACAAUGUUGUAAUUUGUAAAGGCUUAGAAUUGACGGAGGCACCUCGAGACAUUCCCCCCACCAUAACAGGUUAUGACUUGUCGUUGAACAAACUGUCGAAAAUAGAAGUAGUCCAUUUUAAACACCUAACUGCUCUGAGAGAGUUGGACAUGUACUGCAAUAAUAUUUCACAGAUAGAAAAAGGCUCUUUCACUGACUUGACCUCCCUGGAAAAGUUAAAUCUGACCAGUAACAAGCUCAGACAGCUGGCAGACAUAUUUGAGGGGCUACACAACCUUAAAGAGCUGCGACUCACAAGUAACAGCAUCACGACUGUUUCAGCUACUGCAUUCAAGCCACUGAAGAACUUGGCAUUUUUGGACUUGUCCUUUAACCAUCUACAAAACAUUGACAAACUCCAGCUGAUCGUGCAGCACCUGCCAUAUUUACAGAAUCUGGUGAUGAAGAAGAAUAACCUCGCCGUUUUCACCACGGAGAAGCUGACAAACAAGUCUGUAAAUUUCCAGUACCUUGAUUUGUCUCAAAAUCCUUUGCAAGUCUUCAGAAUCACAGCAGAUGUGUUUCCAAAUCUGACCUGGUUGAAUCUUGGAGGGCCGCAAAAGAAGCACAGGAUGGCUUGGGAGGUGCGGAACCAGACGUUUCUUCGUCACGUGACCACCCUCGACAUCGGUGGACUGCGAAUGACUGUCAGCGAUAUGGAAGAGUUGCGCGAGAGCUUCGAGACUUCACUUGUUACUAUCCGGUUGAACGCAAUGCCAGGUGACCUGCAAGCCUUCAUCAAUAUCUCCUGCUCCAUCCCAACCUUGACUGGACUGCAAAUUCAACAGAACCAACUGACCUCCAUCUCGCCUCAUCAGUUCCAAUCUUGUACGAACAUCACAGAGUUAGAUAUCGCAGAAAACAAAAUUCAGAACAUUGACGAAAACGCCUUCGAGUCCAUCCAGAGGAGUCUCAGCAUAUUGACUGUGAGUCAGAACAAGAUACCCUCUGUUCCAGCAGCUGUGCGGAAGCUACCAAACCUUUCAAAAUUGGAUCUAAGCCAUAACAUUAUCAGUUCACUUCAAUGCCAUGAUUUUGCUAAUCUGACAAAGCUCAGUAUUCUGAGCCUCCACCAUAAUUCGAUCACUAAUUUACCACCCUGUGCCUUUAGUGGCUUAGACUCAUUGCAUGUCUUGGAGCUGGAGUCGAACAAAAUCGCAGAACUGAAUGGAGCGUUCAGAAAACCUUUCCCAAGUUUAAGGACCAUGUUUUUGUAUUCAAAUAGCCUGACCGGCAUUAAACCCAACGAAUUUGAGGGUUUGGUGUCACUGCAAAACUUAUCAUUGCACCAUAAUCAGAUCAAGGACAUAAAGAAUGGCUCUUUCUAUGGACUCACCAAUCUCAAGGUUCUUCUGCUCCAGAGUAAUGCCAUUGAACAGGAACAACUAAACAGUGGCGCCUUCAACGAUCUGAUCAAUUUAAGAAGAUUGGAUAUGAGAGAAAACCACAUUAAAUACAUGAAUGACUCAGCAAUACCCCACCCUCCAUUUUCAAGGCUGUCGCUCCUGGAGACUCUGGCAAUCCCAGUGCAAAAGCGGCGGUUGAAAGGAAGCCUGCCACGUAACUUUCUGGAUGGUUUAACAAAUCUGUUGUACUUUGAUGCACGAAACAGUGAAAUGAAUUCUCUUCACCAAAAAAUGUUCCAAUACACACCAAAAUUACAAACGCUUGACAUCAGUUCCAAUGACCUCUUCGACAUCUCACCACAACUUUUUUCCCCAAUCAGCAACCUAAAAAGUCUCUAUGUUUCUCGAACACGUCUUCGCUUGCUCAACUUUAUCACAGAAGCCAACCUCACCAACCUUGUGUUUCUUCAAGGGAAAAGUAAUGACUACUCAGUCAUUCCUAAAGAAGUGAUCGAGUCUCUGCCAUCACUCGAGUACAUGGAUUUAGAAGGCAACAGCUUCACAUGUGACUGCGACAACGCAUGGUUCCUCCAGUGGGUGAAAAACAACACUCAAACGCAAGUCCCUCAUGCGUAUGAAUUUGAGUGCAAAGACCCACCAAACCAAAAGGGCAUGAAACUGAUGGACCUGGAUGUUAGCUCUUGCACAGUGGACAUUGAAUUUAUCCUCUAUGUAGUCAAUACAUCAAUCAUCCUCUUGUUCCUGAUGGUAUCCUUCACCUACAAUUUCCUGAGAUGGCAACUGUCCUAUGCCUACCACAUCUUCUUGGCCUUCCUUUAUGACAAGAAGAACAAACACAGAAAGGCUUCAGAGGAGUACGACGCCUUCAUCUCCUACAACGUCCACGAUGAGGAGUGGGUUAUAAGGGAGGUGCUUCCAAAGUUGGAGGGAGAACAAGGAUGGAAACUGUGUCUGCAUCAUCGAGACUUUCAGCCAGGGAAACCGAUCAUUGACAACAUCACAGAAGCCAUCUACGCCAGCAGGAAGACAAUCUGUGUGAUCAGUCAGAGGUAUCUGGAGAGCGAGUGGUGCUCCAAAGAGCUGCAGGUCGCCAGCUACCGCCUGUUUGACGAGAGCAAGGACGUGUUGAUUCUGGUGUUCCUUGAGGAGAUCCCUGCCGCUCAGCUGUCUCCCUACUACCGCAUGAGGAAGCUGCUGAAGAAAAGGACUUACCUGAGCUGGCCUUACGCCGGAGAAGGUGCCGCACUCUUCUGGGAGAAACUUCGUCAGGCACUCUCCAGGCCCACGGACGACCUCUUGGAUGAGCGGCUGCGCCUCACUGAGAGGGAGAAUGUGUAGGUCUACAUCCAACAAAAUCCGGCUCCAAAUUGGGAGGGUUGUUGGCACCAUGUUUGGGAUGAGGUGCAGUUUUGGUGCAGUUCAAGCGACAAGUUGUGGCACCAAUCAGAACUGAGAUUUUAAGGUGCAGGCAUAUAUAUAUAUAUAUAUGUAUAUUAUUUUUAUUUUUUUAUUUUUUUACUUUUAAUAUACUUCUAGUGAGGAGUACGCUAAGUGUAGCCAAGUCACAUUCGGUGUUCAUGUGCCAUUAAACCAUCAGCAGAGUUGAUAAAGUCCAGGUUCUCAGGGACAAUGUGUCGCUUUACAUACAGCGAGAAGACACGCCAAAAUCUACAAAGAAAAUGAAUAAAUAAAUAAAUAGCAUGUCAACUCCGUCCGUCCUUCUCCUCUCUGCUCGCUCGCGUGUUCAAAUCAUGAAAUUAGGUUGAGGGUGAUAUUUUGUUCAAUGAGCAAUUUUAGAAGUACCGUAAUUUCCGGACUAUAGAGCGCACGGUCUAUGAGCUGCAGGUGCAGUGGCGCUGUCUGGGCUGUGGACAGGUCACUGGUGCAUCAGCUUAAAAAUGCUUUUCAAAACUAGUUUUGAAAACAGGGUCCAGCAUCGAGAGCGCGGAAACAAGCGGCGUAAUAUGGAGCGUCUUGACUGAUCCACGCUGCUCUCACAAUGAAUCGAACACAGCCAGAGAGAUUACUGACGAUCGAGAAGGUUUGGACUAAUAAAUGCCUUCUAAUGUAAUCUAAUAUAUAUUGACAAUAAUAAAAUAAUAGCUGCUGCAGCCUAUAUCUGGAUAGUCUGCUGCUGGUCGCAGGCAACCAAUUGUAAAUAAGAAGUGGUGUUAAAUAAUUAAUUUUUCAUAUUUUUUAAAUAUAUUCCCAUCCCAUUGUCGGUUUGUUAAUGCAAAAGAAAACAUGAUUGAAACUGAAUUAAAAUGAACAAUAUUUAACUGUGAUUCAUCAAAAUUAAUUUUAAAAUUAGAUAGGAUUGGAUUGUUUGAUGCCACUAUUUUAACCAUGAAGUUAACGCAGGAGUUUAAAUCUUGUGUUUACUACAAUGACAAUUUAUAGCAGGCUGAUUUGAAGAUCUGUUUUCCAAUGUAAAAACAAGAUUAGUGUCGGUUUUAAUAUUGUGCAAAUAGCUCAAGAACUCUUUUGCAUUUGUUGUUAUGACUGACUAGUAAAUGUUUUUUAUAGCGUCAUAAUGGAUGAUUUGGUCUACAAAUAAACUUCAAUUGACUAAAGAAUUUGAUAUUCCUUUAUCUUAGGAGGGAAAUCAUAAGCCGGGUAU